This is a messenger RNA of Grus americana (Whooping crane), 1281 nucleotides long. It is a transcript of the gene HMX3, whose product is annotated as H6 family homeobox 3. Gene Ontology annotation, molecular function: DNA-binding transcription factor activity, RNA polymerase II-specific; RNA polymerase II transcription regulatory region sequence-specific DNA binding. Bases 257 to 1180 code for a protein of 307 amino acids. The transcript is spliced from 2 exons. NCBI's taxonomy places the organism in Eukaryota, Metazoa, Chordata, Aves, Gruiformes, Gruidae. The record is from RefSeq and is a predicted model, not a curated record. Gene Ontology annotation, biological process: regulation of transcription by RNA polymerase II. Gene Ontology annotation, cellular component: nucleus.
GGCGGCGGCGGCGGCGACAGCGACGACCCCGGCUCUCCGCCUGCCCGCAGCAGCCCCCCGGUGCCGCGGGCUGCGCGGGUCCCCUCGGCCCCCCGCCCUGCCGCCCCCCCAUGCGAGGGGGCCCCGGCCGGCCCCGCCGCCGCGCUCCCACGCCGCCCCGCCGCGCCUCUCCCCCGCGCCGCCGGGAGCCGCCACCUGCGCGCCGGGCGCGGGCUGCGGGGCCAGCGGCGGGCAGGAGCCGGGCGGGCACCGGAGGAUGCCGGAGACCGGGCAGGAGCCGCCCAGCGCCCCACCGCCGCCCCCCAAGGAGUCCUUCUACAUCAAGAACCUGCUCAACGGCGACCCCCCCAAGGCGCCCCCCAAGCAGCCGCGGGCGCUGUUCGCCCCCUCGGGCAAGGCGGCGGUGGACGGCGCCGGCUUCGCCCUUUCUCAGGUGGGCGACCUCGCCUUCCCCCGCUUCGAGAUCCCGGCGCCGCGCUUCGCCCUGAGCGCCCACUGCCUGGAGCGCGCCCAGACCUGGUGGUACCCCUACGCCCUGACGCCGGCCGGAGCCCACCUGCCCCGCACGGAAGCCGCGGAAAAAUCCCUGCUGAGGGACUCGUCCCCCGCCUCGGGCACCGACCGGGACUCCCCGGAGCCGCUGCUGAAGGCGGAGGGGGAGCAGAAGGAACUGGACUCCAAAAGCCCCGACGAGAUCGUCCUGGAGGAGAGCGACUCGGAGGAGGCGAAGAAGGAGGGAGGCGCGGAGGACUGGAAGAAGCGGGAGGAGAGCCCGGAGAAGAAACCCUGCCGCAAGAAGAAGACGCGCACGGUGUUCAGCCGCAGCCAGGUCUUCCAGCUGGAAUCCACCUUCGACAUGAAGCGCUACCUGAGCAGCUCGGAGCGGGCCGGCCUGGCCGCCUCCCUGCACCUGACAGAGACCCAGGUGAAGAUUUGGUUCCAAAAUCGCCGCAACAAGUGGAAGAGGCAGCUGGCGGCCGAGCUGGAGGCGGCCAACCUCAGCCACGCCGCCGCGCAGCGCAUCGUCCGCGUCCCCAUCCUCUACCACGAGAACUCGGGCGCGGAGGGGGGCGCGGGGGGCGGCGGAGCCCCCGGCACCCAGCCCCUGCUCACCUUCCCUCACCCCGUCUACUAUUCCCACCCCGUGGUCACCUCUGUGCCGCUCCUGCGGCCCGUCUGAGCCCGCCCGCCGCCGUUGCGCGGAGGGGCGCGGAGAGGCGCGCAAGUCACCGGCCCGCUUGUAAGUACUCCAGCCACUCGUGCGAUUCCACCCGGCCGGCU